This is a messenger RNA of Saccostrea echinata, 3930 nucleotides long. Its product is annotated as alpha-L-fucosidase-like. NCBI's taxonomy places the organism in Eukaryota, Metazoa, Mollusca, Bivalvia, Ostreida, Ostreidae. Gene Ontology annotation, cellular component: lysosome. The record is from RefSeq and is a predicted model, not a curated record. The transcript is spliced from 8 exons. Bases 41 to 1402 code for a protein of 453 amino acids. Gene Ontology annotation, biological process: glycoside catabolic process; fucose metabolic process. Gene Ontology annotation, molecular function: alpha-L-fucosidase activity.
UACACAGCUGAUUCUAAGUUGAAUUCUAGUAUUGAGUACAAUGCAUUUCCUUGCUGUCAUAUUGUGCAUUUUAAACUUUUCUUUAGGAUGUAUAUGUGUAAAAUAUGAGCCAGACUGGGACUCUAUCGACUCCCGUCCCUUACCGGCCUGGUAUGAUGAUGCUAAAGUAGGCAUGUUUAUUAACUGGGGGGUGUACUCCGUUCCGAGCUUUCACGAUGAAUGGUUCUGGUACUGGUGGAAGGGACCCAAACCUAGCCCAGACGUCGUCAACUUAAUGGAAAGAUUUUAUCCACCGUCUUUCACAUAUGCAGACUUUGCAGCUGAAUUCAGAGCAGAAUUUUAUGAUCCUUUAAAAUGGGCUAGCAUCAUAGAGAAUUCUGGAGUAAAGUAUGUUGUACUGAGUACAAAACACCAUGAGGGGUUCACCAUGUAUCCUUCUAAAUACUCCUUCAACUGGAACUCUGUAGAUGUGGGACCUAAACAAGACCUCAUCAAAUACAUAUUUGCCUACUUAGCUGGCAGUGGUGUUCAUUUUGGAAUUUAUCACUCUUUGUUUGAGUGGUUUAAUCCUCUGUAUCUCCAGGACAAGGCCAACAACUACACAACUCAGAAGUUUGUCAAGGAAAAAGGAAUGGCAGAAUUGUAUGAGAUUAUUGAGAUGUAUCGUCCAGAUGUGGUGUGGUCAGAUGGGGCUUGGGAAGCACCAAGUGCUUACUGGAAUUCCACUCAUUUUUUGGCAUGGCUGUACAAUGAAAGCCCUGUUAAGAACACAGUAGUGGUAAAUGACCGAUGGGGAUAUGACUCUACUUGUAAACAUGGGGGAUUCCUCACCUGUGAAGAUAGAUUCAGACCAGGGAAAUUACAGAAAAGGAAGUGGGAAAAUGCGAUGACCCUGGACCGCAUCUCCUGGGGGUUCAGACGUAAUGCUGACCUAGCAGAUUUUCUUUCCAUGGAGGAGUUGCUAGAACUAUUGAUCAGCACAAUAAGCUAUGGAGGAAAUAUUUUAAUCAAUGUUGGACCAACUCCAUACGGAACAUUUUCACCAAUUUAUGAGGAGCGAUUCAGUCAGUUAGGGUCGUGGUUGAAGGUCAAUGGUGAGGGUAUCUACUCAACUCAACCUUGGAUUCAUCAGAAUGACACUAUCACCCCUAAAGUCUGGUAUACUGCACCAAAAGCAGACAAGAAGGCUGCAUAUGGUUUUUUCCUGGAUUGGCCAGUAGAUAAUGAGUUAAUCCUUGGCUCUGUAAGUGGGUCUACUCUUUCUAAUGUAGCCUUGGUUGGAAGUAACAAGACUUUGACUUGGGAAAAAAGUGGUAGUGGGAUUAAAGUAUUGAUUCCACCACUCAACAUAAGACAGAUGCCAUGUCUUUGGGCCUGGGCCCUCAAGUUCACAUUCCAUUAACUACUGUGAUACAGGAUAUUUUAGUUAACCUGGAGAAAUGACAUGGGCAGCACCAGACAGCAAGUUUAAUUCUUAUAAAUCCAUUGAAAGUUUGGUGUUAUUUGUAACAUGACUUUUAAACUGUAAACAUCAUCUAAUCAUGGGGGCCCAUUUUUGUGGAUUGCUUAAUUCACAGGGUUUGUUUGGAUUGAAUUUUGUGGGCAAUUGUCAUGUUAUAUUUUGUUUGCAUGUUACACUUUACCAGCAUCAUGUAUCAGUCUUGUGUUGUUUUGACAUCUAAUUUUUAAAUUUACUAUGUAUCAACCAUCAAAAUAUUUAGCAAAAGAUCUUGAUAAAUUUCAUACUAGUAUAUCUUAAUGAGCAUAACAGCACUGUAUAAAGCUAUAUUUUUGCUUGAAACACCCUCAAUUUCAACUUGAUCAAUUUCAUUUGAUGAAAAUCCUUGUGUAAUUGUCAAUUAUGUAAAUUGUGAAAUAAGAUAACUAAAAGCUGUAUGCAAUUUAAAAUAUUUUAUUUGGAUUCUCAUUUUUCAAUGGUGACUUUCAAAAGAAUAGCAAACAAUGAUCAAUGUUGGGAAAUGAUUUCCCUGAGGAAGCAGUAAAUGGGCAAAUAAAGUUAUAAAUGUACUGUAUUCUAUAGAAGAUAGAUAAAGAAUGUGAGGUAGUUAGGUAGUUAGCAAGAGUCUGGUUACUGAACAUGAGAUUCUGAGGUGAGGACACAGAACAUAGGUCUGGUCAAGGGAAACCUGGGGCUGGUUUUACAAAAGACUUCAAUACUCUGUGUUUCUAAUAUCUUGCCUAAUUAUUGUUGAUUAAAAUUGCUCUCUCAUAAAUUUUUGUGCAAAUUUUUAAGAAUUAGGAUAAUAUACCUUUUUCACAUUUCAUUGUUAUGUAAAGAAGAAAAUAAUUUUGCCAAAACAGAUUGUGGUCUUGGUUGUAAGUUCUUUCGUAAAAUGGGGGUCAGCAUCAUCAAACUCUCUCAGUUUUAUUAUAACUGAUACAAAAGUUAACCCAUUGUGAACUGGUGAUAUCAGAGGUGGAUCAGAUUAAAACAAGUCUUAUACCAUGAAAUUUGUUUUUGGGGGACAAACGUGAACUUAAAUGCAUUUUAGAAAUAAGCAAAUAAUGAGUACCUUUAUGCAAAGUGAAAAUUCAGUAGAGGUAUAAUAAUUCCAAUAUAUACUUUCAAGUUAAAUAUAUUUACCUAUUCAAUUCAAUGAUGUUUGCUUUUCUAUAAAACCAAAUUGUUUUUUUAAACAAACAUUCAUAGUCGCUUUUUAGCACACCUGAGCCGAAGGCUCAAGUGAGCUUUUCUGAUCAAAAUUUGUCUGUCGUGUCGUUGUUGGCAUUUUCAUCUUCUUCUCCAGAACUACUGGGCCAAUUUCAACCAAACUUGGCACAGAGUAUCCUUGGGUAAAGGGGAUUCAAAAUUCUUCAAAUGAAGAGCCACACCCUCCUCCAAGGGGAGAUAAUUAUGAAAUAGCAGAAAAUUUAUGGCAUCAUUGAAAAAUCUUCUUCUCAAAAAACCAAUAAGCCAGGAAAGAUGAAACUCAUGUGGGAUCAUUGUCAGGUAGUGUAGAUACAAGUUUGUUCAAAUCAUGACCCCUGGGGUAGGGUGGGGCCACAGUGGACGAUCAAAGUUUUACAUAGGAAUAUAUAGAAAAAACUUUGAAAAAUUGUCUUCUCAAGAACAGUAAAGCUAUGAUUGGUCAUAUUUAUAUGGAAGCAUCCUCAGGUGGUGUAGAAUCAAAUUUGUUCAAAUCAUGACCCCCGGGGGUAGGGUGGCGUCGCUAUGGGUGGUCAAAGUUUAUAUAGGAAUAUAAGGAAAACAAUCUUAAAAAAUCUUCCUCUCAAGAACAGCAAAGCCAUGAUUGUUCAUAUUUAUAUGGAAGCAUCUGCAAGGUGGUUUAGAUUCAAGUUUGUUCAAAUUGUGACCACCGAGAGUACUAGGGAAGGGCCACAAUGGACGAUCAAAGUUUUACAAAGUAAUACAUCAGAAAAAUCUUUUAAUUAAAAUCUUCUUUUCAAGAACAGCAAAGCAAUGAUUGGUCAUAUUUAUGUGAAAACAUCCUCAGGUGGUGUAGAUUCAAGUUUGUUCAAAUCAUGACCAGCGGGGGAAGGGUGGAGCCACAAUGAACGAUCAUAGUUUAAGGAGUAUAUAGAAAAAAACUUUUUAAAAAAUUUCCUCUCAAGAACAGCAAGCUAUGAUUGGUCAUAUUUAUAUAUAAGCAUCCUCAGGUGGUGUAGAAUCAAAUUUGUUCGAAGCAUGACCCUUGGGGGUAGGGUGGGGUCACUAUGGGGGGUCAAAGUUUUAUAUUGGAAUAUAAGGAAAAAAUCUUUAAAAAUCUUCUCAAGAACAGCAAAGCUAUGAUUGGACAUAUUUAUAUGGAAGCAUUCUCAGGUGUUGUAGAUUCAAGUUUGUUCAAAUCAUGACCCCCAGGGGUAGGGUGGGGCCACAAUGGACGAUCAAAGUUUUACAUAGGAGUACAUAGGAAAAAUCUUAAAAAUCUUCUUCUCAAGAACAGCAAA